This is a messenger RNA of Jatropha curcas, 779 nucleotides long. Lineage: Eukaryota; Viridiplantae; Streptophyta; Magnoliopsida; Malpighiales; Euphorbiaceae. The record is from RefSeq and is a predicted model, not a curated record.
CCAUUCAUUCAGAAACGCCAUUUUCACUUUCCUUUUUCGUUUCCCCUUCAAUCUAAUCCACCGCCAUGAAACUCAGGCUUAGGUCUCUGCAAUAAGAAACUGUUAAAUUAGAAGUACCAAACGAGUGUACUUUGCAGGGGCAACUCAGAGAAACCCUUUCUCUUGCUCUCUCUUUCCCUUGUUCUCUUCGUUUGCAUUUCUCUCUCAACAGAAGACGAGCUUGUGUCAUCGGGUCUCUAACAACGGAUUCUCUGAUAUCUCUCGGUAUCACCGCCGGUGACUUAUAAUUAUCCUGGAUUGCGAGUUUGAUUCUCUUUCAUUUUCUGGAAGAGCAGUCCUCCAUGUCUUUCACUACUCAUUUAACUACACUGUUCCCUGACUCACUGAAACUUGUGAGGGAUGAGCUUGCCUUACCGCUGUUGAUUGAUCUUUGUGAAAAGGCUUUUGAUCUUCCCCCUUGCUUGUGCGUUUUGCCGGCAGAACUUAAAGCCUUCAAGAUUUUAGAAUCACUGUCCUGGUGUUGGUAUUGGCAAGAAAUGGCAAUGAUAUGUGUAAAAGAGAUGAGCUAUUUGUCUUCAAAUAAUGAUUUAUGGAAGCAAACUAUGCUGAGGAAUUUGGAACUGAGCCAGAGAUGCAAGGACUGGUUAAUUUGGAAAGAAAAAGUUUGUUCAUCUUGGGUGGCAGGAGGAAGGCGCAGAAGGGUAUUUCGGCCUAGAGUGUACGCUAAAGAAUGUAUUCCAUCUCUUAGACAAGAGACUAUGAUUCAAGUUGAAGAGUGA